AUCUCAACCACCACUAGGGCCGCCCAUCCGUCACUAGCUUCCUCCUCAAGACCCCUAUUGGCGGCCUGGGUUUCGCCGGAGCCGCUUCUGUCCCCCUUCUCGCCCACCAUGUAGCCACCAAGCUUCGAUCUUUUAAGAGCUCUUCUUCUAAGCCCGUGAGGAGCUUCGCCUCUAUGGCGAAAAAGAGUGUCGGAGACCUCACUGCCGCCGACCUCAAGGGUAAAAAGGUGUUUGUUAAAGCUGAUUUGAAUGUCCCACUCGAUGAUAAUCAGAACAUCACUGAUGAUACUAGGAUUAGAGCUGCUGUUCCCACCAUUAAGCACUUGAUUAGCAAUGGUGCCAAGGUUAUUCUUUCAAGUCAUUUGGGAUGACCAAAAGGCGUCACUCCAAAACUUAGCCUUGCACCUCUCGUUCUUAGGCUAUCUGAAUUGUUUAGUGUCUCGGUUGUGAAGGCUGAUGACUGCAUUGGUCCAGAGGUUGAAAAGUUGGUUUCUUCACUACCUGAGGGCAGCGUUCUUCUUCUUGAGAACGUUAGGUUCUACAAAGAGGAAGAAAAGAACAAGCCUGAGUUUGCUAAGACUCUCGCAUCAUUGGCUGAUAUAUAUGUGAACGAUGCAUUUGGUACUGCACACAGAGCACAUGCUUCUACUGAGGGAGUUGCAAAAUUCUUGAAGCCCUCCGUUGCUGGUUUCCUUCUACAAAAGGAGCUGGACUAUCUUGUAGGGGCAGUUUCAAACCCUAAAAGGCCAUUUGCGGCAAUUGUCGGUGGUUCAAAGGUGCCCUCCAAGAUUGGAGUGAUUGAAUCGCUUUUGGAGAAGUGUGAUAUCUUGCUUUUGGGCGGAGGAAUGAUCUUCACAUUUUACACGGCACAAAGUCUUUCAGUUGGAUCGUCCCUCGUGGAAGAAGACAAGCUGGAUCUUGCAACAUCCUUUGUCGAGAAGGCUAAAGCCAAAGGAGUUAGUCUCUUGUAACCUUCAGACGUGGUUGUGGCAGACAAGUUUGCUCCUGAUGCGGAUAGCAAGAUUGUGCCGGCAUUUGGCAUCCCAGACGGCUGGAUGGGGUUGGAUAUUGGACCAGAUUCUAUCAAGACAUUUAAUGAUGCCUUGGAAACAAAAAAGACUGUUAUUUGGAAUGGACGAAUGGGAGUGUUUGAAUUUGAUAAGUUUGCUGUUGGCACAGAGGCUGUUGCAAAGAAGCUAGCUGAACUUAGUGGGAAGGGAGUUACAACUAUUAUUGGAGGUGGAGAUUCCGUUGCAGCUGUUGAGAAAGUUGGAGUUGCUGAUGUGAUGAGCCACAUAUCGACUGGUGGUGGUGCCAGUUUGGAGUUCUUGGAAGGCAAAGAGCUCCCCAGUGUCGUUGCCCUUGAUGAAGCUGUUCCAGUUGCUGUAGUGUUUGACGGGGUAAAAAAGAGUAGUCAUCACGAGAGUGUAAGCCCCGUUCGGUUAGUCCAUCCUGGGAUUGGACCAAGUGAAUAACUGUGGAUAGUCAGCCAAGACACUUCAGCAGGGUGGCUUUAGGGCUCCACACGUGUCUCAGCCCUUGCACAACGGCAAGAGUCACCGUGCUCAAGGUUACUCAUUCCUGAGUCUGCAUCUCGGCAGUUAGUGGCUCGGGGACUUCCCUGGGUCGGAGCCAAGCAAGAACUUGGUAUCAUGACCCAUUCACUUCAUCUCGUGGAUAUGGUGGAGUUUUAUUCAUCGUUUGUUAUUUAAAGUGUAUAUUAUUUUACUUAGCCACCGAUGUGGGAUUGUAUAAUUCCGUUGAUGGGCCACAAAUUUCAAGAACAGUCGGCCCAAGCCCG
Messenger RNA from Olea europaea var. sylvestris, 1801 nucleotides. RefSeq names its product phosphoglycerate kinase, chloroplastic. Gene Ontology annotation, molecular function: phosphoglycerate kinase activity; ATP binding; ADP binding. Gene Ontology annotation, cellular component: cytosol. The transcript has 7 exons. Lineage: Eukaryota; Viridiplantae; Streptophyta; Magnoliopsida; Lamiales; Oleaceae. The record is from RefSeq and is a predicted model, not a curated record. Gene Ontology annotation, biological process: glycolytic process; gluconeogenesis.